Kluyveromyces lactis is the source of this 2619-nucleotide messenger RNA. RefSeq names its product Zn(II)2Cys6 transcription factor. NCBI's taxonomy places the organism in Eukaryota, Fungi, Ascomycota, Saccharomycetes, Saccharomycetales, Saccharomycetaceae. Gene Ontology annotation, cellular component: nucleus. The record is from RefSeq and is a predicted model, not a curated record. Gene Ontology annotation, molecular function: DNA-binding transcription factor activity, RNA polymerase II-specific; DNA binding; zinc ion binding. Gene Ontology annotation, biological process: regulation of DNA-templated transcription; DNA-templated transcription. Bases 1 to 2619 code for a protein of 872 amino acids. The transcript has a single exon.
AUGAGGUGUGUUUUGGCUUGUAGUAGGUGUAGGCAACAGAAGAUAAGAUGCAUUCAUGAUGGUAAGCCUCCAUGUACGUAUUGUCUGCAUAAAGGAUGCGGUGAUGAGUGUGUUUUGACCUAUCCUCCACUGAAGACUAAUAAGAGUAAGGUCAACAAGAGGAAGGCUAACAAACCCCUGGGUAAUAACAGAAAUGGUGAUAUGUCAGGAGUUGCCGUUGCAGCUGCGGAGACACCUGUCUCUGCAGCAGUAGCACCACCACCACCACCACCACCAACAGUGACAACGAAUAAUUUAAUCCCAAAUGGAGAGCUGCCGCAUAAUCAGCAAGGGUACUCUCAGGAACGCCGUCCUGAUGCUGUUUUAACUAAUCGAAAUUUGAACGUUGUCCCUCCUCCUCCGAUGGAUGCUAUUUUUUCACCGGGUGUGAUACCGACUAUCAAUAACGAAAUGUUACAGUACCAGUCUCUCAAGAACAACGUGCGCGCUCCACUAUUCUCAUCUAUUCAAAGUCUGGUAAGUUCUACUCCAAAGAGCCAUAUUCUUACAGCUAUUAAAAGAGUAGAGAUUAGUUUCCCUGAGUGUCUUUUCUUCCAUAUACCAACCUAUGAAAAUAGGUUAGAAGAAGUAAACCAUAUUCUUAUCGGUGCGCUGUUGGCUGUUUGCUCUUAUUCCAGUCCAUUCAAAGUCCCUGAUUUGAAAUCAGAGUUCAGUUCGGAGGAUAAAUGGUUAGGAGUCAAUUCGUUUCAAGUGAAACACUCGCUUUAUGAGAAGCUGGCUUUGGAUGCAAUAUUUAACAACUGCCACUUUAUCAGUAAGCCUGAUAUCGAAAUAUGUCAAUCGCUUCUCUUACUAUCUUGUGUCAAAUGGGGUCAUAAUGAUUAUUUUGCAGCCUGGAUGCUGCAUGGUUGUGCUGUGAGGAUGAUACAGGCAAUUCAGUUUGACGAAAGGUUUCAACACAGUUGUAAACAAGACCCGUUGUUGAACGAGCUACGGAAUAGAACUUUUUGGUCCGCAUUUUGCUUGGAUAGAGUUAUUUCUACUGGUGAAGGUCAUUGUUUUACAGUCAAUCGAUUCAUGGACGUUGAAUUACCACUUCCUGAAUCAUAUUUCUUUGGGCUUUCCGGUGUUAGCAAUACCGGUAAAACAAAUGUUCCAUUAAACGGUGAUGUAUAUGGUUUAUCCAAAAUAAACUCCCAGUCGUCGGAUAUUGGAAUAGAACAAGAAGUCAGUGCUUCUAAUACCCAAUUGGCUGCUGCUUUCAAUAUCCAGUUGAAAAGUAAAGUCACCAUUGGUUCUUUUAACAAGUUUUACAAAGCUUACCCCCAAUUGUUACUCCAAAACGAAAGAUCCGCCUUCAUUAAGUGCUAUUCGUUAUGGGGCUCCAUAAAUGAGUACAUGAUGGACGGUGGUAGAGUAAAAAGGUCGGCUGAGGUUCCAUGGGAUUUAGAAAACUCUACUGUUGGGAAAAUAACAAAAGAGGUGGAUGAUUUCUGGAAUGUGAUACCUGCGGAAUGGAAAUGGGGGAAUUUUGAUUAUGCCAGUCAACGCCCAUAUCAUAUCAAAAAGCUUUUCAUGAUAACUUCAAUGAAUUGCUUGCAUUUUUUGACUAUAAUAUUUUGCAUUAGGGAAUAUCUUCCAUUUUUACCUUCAAAAGAAUUAGGUCCCUGCGGACCAAUCGAACCACCUUUUAUGCCACAACCACCAUACACAACCUAUUGGUCAGAUAUGUCGAGAAAGUGUUUUGCAGCACUACGACAACUUUGUGAAAUUUUAAAGGUAGUUUUCGAAACGGAAUCUGAAAACACUAAAGGAUCUAUUAAUCUCAUCGAAUCAUCACCUUUCUUCUCAUUUUGCGCUUUUGUUUGUGCUAUCCAGUGCAAUUACGGUUCAAAUUUCCCUUUCAUGGACCCUGACGCAGCUUUAUAUAAGAAGAAUAAAGACAAAAAUCUAUCAUAUUGCUAUAAAAUGGUAUUAAAGAUUCUCAAGUCAAGGGAGAGUUUUUGCCCAGUCACUAAGAACUGGUUGCAUAUGGUUUUCAAAGUUCAGGAGAUGUAUAAAUCUGUUGCUGGUAGCAGGACUAGCAGCAAGGUAGUCCCGAACGGCUCAGAACAAACCCAGACUUAUGUUCCUAUCCAGCCGACAAUUUUGAAUCCUAAUUCAUCUCAAAAUACGUUCCAGCGUCCUGCGGACCCCCCUGGUAUAUCACAAAGCACCGCACAAAGAAUUCAGAACCAAUCUCUUCCAAACUAUGGUGCCCCACUGCCGUUGGGUCAGUUGAUGUCACCAUCAGAUUCAAUGGCAAGCAAUCGAGAUCAACUACCCUCGGGCUCGAGCUCACUCAUUCCAGAUAGCAGUUCCUCGAUUAUAGUGGGCACUGGCUCAGAUGGGAUUUUUGGCUCUAAUAUUGGAAAUAGCGAAAACAACGGAUUACUUACGAACAGUAAAACCACACCAGUACUUCAACAUGCUACGACGACCUCGGACAUUGCUUCAGGAUCUUCAUCCAAUCCAAGUAGCACCCCUAGAUUCCCUAUAGAAGUGGAACCUGAGACGGAUAAAUUAUCGCUCUUAUUUUCGGAUCAAGAAUUUGAGAUGUUGAUGCAAUUUUCCAAAUAG